This is a messenger RNA of Hevea brasiliensis (rubber tree), 1609 nucleotides long. Its product is annotated as F-box protein CPR1-like. The record is from RefSeq and is a predicted model, not a curated record. Lineage: Eukaryota; Viridiplantae; Streptophyta; Magnoliopsida; Malpighiales; Euphorbiaceae. The transcript has 3 exons. Gene Ontology annotation, molecular function: protein binding. The coding region runs from base 43 to 1233 and encodes 396 amino acids.
UAUAAAGAAUCAUAAACCUCCAAAAGGAGCCCUAAACCCACAAUGUCCGAUAGAAUUCCACCGGAACUUGUCACCGAAAUUCUACUCCGUUCUCAUGUCCAUACGCUUCAAAACUGCAGACUAGUGUCAAAACAGUGGCGUUCCAUAGUAGACGACCCUGAUUUCAUCAAACGCCAUAUCGACCACUCCAUCAAGACCAACACCAAUAACAUCUUCUUCCUCCAAGAAGAAGAUGGCAACCUCUACGAAUUAGACUUCGAUACUUUCGGUCCCGGUGGCCCGCUAAAAUUUCAUGACCGACCCGAAUUCCCUGGAAAUCGCUCCGUUUCAUUAGUCGGGUCCUGCAAUGGUUUGCUUUGCACAAGGAAUGAAAACAACGGAGAUAUUCUCAUAAUAAACCCAUCGAUGAGGAAGCAUCGCUGGAUGCCAGGUUUUCUUCCUGUUAAUUUCCAGACUCAGGUUCAUUUGGAUGAUGAUGACAUUUGGAUUCACGGGACUGGAUAUGGUUUCGGAUAUGAUCGUGUCAGCGGUGAUUAUAAGAUUGUGAGAAUUUUGCAAAUGCUUGGUCCUGAUAAUGUUGGUUACUUGGAAUCCGAGAUGGUGAUUUGUCAUGUGAAAACAAGAGUGAUAACAUCUGUUAAAAUGCCUUAUCUAAUUCGUAGUGUUCAUAAGAUGGGUGUGUUUGCUGGUGGGGCUCUGCAUUGGAUAAUGGGUAGGUAUGAUGAUUUGAGGAGCCGGAAUCUAAUUGUGGGUUAUGAUCUUGGGACUGAUGAAUUUCGUGAGUUGCCCCAGCCUGAACAUGUGAAUGAAACGUUUAGAAUGCACAUUGGUUUGUUAGGGACAUGCUUGUGUAUGCUUGCUUAUCAUUCUGAGGUUGGUACUUAUGUUUGGAUGAUGAAAGAAUAUGGGGUUAGGCAAUCUUGGACUAAGCUGUUUUCAAUUCCAGAUAAUUUACUGCAUUAUAAAUCCAUCAGACCUUUGGGUUUCUCGAAGAAAGGAUCUGAAAUUUUAUUGGAACUGAAUGGAAAAAGACUUGUUUGGUAUGAUCUGGAGAAGAAAAGUGUUGAGCUUGUUAGGUUUCGUGGACUGCGGAACAAAUACUUUGAAACCAUCCUUUGUUUAAGAAGCCUUGUUCGAACAGAUGCAAAUGGAGGAAUGCAUGAAACUUUGAAAAGCAGCAACAUCCAAAAGGGCAAGGAAUGGGUCAAAAGCAACAACAACCAAAAGCGCUGAAGACUAGAAAGAAGAAGGAUGAUUUCCUGUCAACAGGUUUCAAGCUAAAACUGUAGAAAAAAUAGAUCAAGGAUGGUGAAAGGACUAAGGUUGGUGACUUGGUGGGAUUAAGCCCUGUUUUAGGAUACGAGAAAAGCUUUGGAGGUGGAAUGUAAGUAGGGUUGGACCAGCAUUUUGUCCUGUAAAGGCUGUAAGCCUAUAAUAGAUACUCGAAGUACCUGGGAUGUGCCUAGAAUGCAUUAACUAGAAUUACAUUUUGAAGCCUGUGAGAAUAGUCUCAACUAUUUCCUUAUGACAUGAUGCAAUAUUCAACUUUUGAAUUACAUUUACUGGUAAAGUAUUAAUCAUAAUUUGGAAAACAAAUUUACUUAUUUUA